Molecule: messenger RNA, 384 nt
Organism: Penicillium cataractarum
Lineage: Eukaryota; Fungi; Ascomycota; Eurotiomycetes; Eurotiales; Aspergillaceae
Exons: 1
Coding region: 1-384 (127 amino acids)
Source: RefSeq, a predicted model, not a curated record
AUGUUCAAAAUUCCCGAUUUCAACUCCACAGACAUUUUCGCCGGCGGUCCUGACCCUUCCCCAAUCAUCGAGAAAUAUGGUGGUUGGCACAUGAACCCAAGCAACGUCAUGUUCACGAACGGCCAGUUCGAUCCCUGGAGGAGCUUCACGGUACGGAGCGAGGAUACUCAACUUGGAGCUCCUCGGCGACAACUAGUUCAAGAUAUUCCUGCUUGCAAUGUUGCGCCUGGGAAGGAUACGGUUUUUGGAGUGACUUAUCCAGGACAGGUUCAUGAGCAGGAUAUCAAGGGAGAUGUAAGUGAUGAAUCGUCGCCUUUAAGAGUUGGGUUGGAUUUGUAUAGCGCUGCUUUGGAUAAGUGGCUGCCUUUUUUUGAGGUCAAGUAG